Setaria italica (foxtail millet) is the source of this 1661-nucleotide messenger RNA. RefSeq names its product NAC domain-containing protein 37. Gene Ontology annotation, biological process: regulation of DNA-templated transcription. The record is from RefSeq and is a predicted model, not a curated record. The transcript has 3 exons. Gene Ontology annotation, molecular function: DNA binding. Lineage: Eukaryota; Viridiplantae; Streptophyta; Magnoliopsida; Poales; Poaceae. Bases 175 to 1434 code for a protein of 419 amino acids.
CUCGAGGCUGUUUGGCUGGACUGCAUUUUUCUAAAGCACUGAAACCCAUACACACUACAACACUACUGCCUCUUCAGUCCAGUCUGUCUCUGUCUCUACAGCAGUACUGCAUGCCACACUCAUUCACUGUAAAAUACUCCUGCGAGCACUUGCUGUUCCUUCCCACUAUAAAGAAUGCAGGCUCGCUCCCAUCGAAUGAUGCGAGCACUUGCCGUCUUCUUUCUUUAUAUUAGGAGUAGAGCAUGCCACUCGCGAGCUAUAUCAUUUGCAUUGCAUUGGGUGGAUGGAUAUUUAGGGGCUGAGCGAGGCGACGCUGAAUCUGAUGCGCUCUCAUCCUCAGGUGCUGCUAGUGGUGGUGAUCAUAUGGACUCCAUGGAAUCAUGCGUGCCCCCUGGCUUCAGGUUCCACCCCACCGACGAGGAGCUCGUCGGCUACUACCUCAGGAAGAAGGUGGCCUCCCAGAAGAUUGACCUCGACGUCAUACGCGACAUCGAUCUCUACCGCAUCGAGCCCUGGGAUCUCCAAGAACAUUGCGGGAUCGGGUACGAGGAGCAGAACGAGUGGUACUUCUUCAGCUACAAGGACCGCAAGUACCCGACGGGGACAAGGACCAAUAGGGCCACCAUGGCCGGGUUCUGGAAGGCCACGGGGAGGGACAAGGCUGUCCACGACAAGAGCCGGCUCAUCGGCAUGAGGAAGACGCUCGUCUUCUACAAGGGCAGGGCGCCCAAUGGGCAGAAGACCGACUGGAUCAUGCACGAGUACCGGCUCGAGACCGACGAGAAUGCGCCGCCACAGGAAGAAGGCUGGGUGGUGUGCAGGGCGUUCAAGAAGAGGACAGCAUACCCGGCACGCAGCAUGGCGAUGGCAUGGGAGUCCAGCUACUCCUACCGCGAGGUCGGCGUCAUGGGCGCGGAGGCCGCAGAGGCGGCGGCGUUCGUGGAUCCCAACUCGGCUUACGCGCAGAUCAGGCGGCAGUCCAAGAGCGCGCGCUUCAAGCAGGAGGCCGAGCUCGACGGCGCCGCCGUGUUGCUGCAGUACUCCAGCCACCUGGUCGAGCUGCCGCAGCUCGAGAGCCCGUCGGCGCCGCUCGCGCCCAACCCAAGCCAAGCGUCGUCGGCCGAUGAGGUGGACGGCGCCGAAAGCGGCAGGCGGGGCAAGAAGGCGCGGGCCGACAAGGUAGCCACGGACUGGAGGGCGCUCGACAAGUUCGUCGCGUCGCAGCUCAGUCCCACGGAGUGCGGCGGCAGCUUGGAGGCGACGGCGCCGGCGGCCGCCAUGGCCAAUGUGGGCUUGGAGCACGGUGAGGAUGAUGACAUGGCGGCGUUGCUGUUCCUCAACAGCGACGGGAGGGAGGAGGCGGAGAGGUGGACGGGGCUGCUCGGCCCGGCCGGCGGGGACGGCGACUUUGGACUCUGCGUGUUCGAGAAAUGAGUGGCGGGCGGCGGCGCGCCGUGCGCGUGCGCGUGUGCACGCUGCGGCGCGGAUGCAUGCAUAUGGGGAUGGUGCAUGUGAUAUAUUAUAUGGUUAUAGCUGAAAGUUAUUGGUGCUCGUUUUCCUUUCUUUUCUUCUACUUCCAUUUUGUAUGUUUCUGAUCAACAAAUGUGAUUGUAAUGUUCAUCUGUCUCUGUGCAGAGUCAUAAGAUGCAUGGCAUUCCGGC